Nothobranchius furzeri (turquoise killifish) is the source of this 4486-nucleotide messenger RNA. RefSeq names its product protein tyrosine phosphatase domain containing 1b (gene ptpdc1b). Gene Ontology annotation, cellular component: cytoplasm. NCBI's taxonomy places the organism in Eukaryota, Metazoa, Chordata, Actinopteri, Cyprinodontiformes, Nothobranchiidae. Gene Ontology annotation, biological process: cilium assembly; protein dephosphorylation. Gene Ontology annotation, molecular function: protein tyrosine/serine/threonine phosphatase activity; protein tyrosine phosphatase activity. The record is from RefSeq and is a predicted model, not a curated record.
UAUUUAGCGCAUCAUAAGAGAAAAAAAAUCGGAUUUUGUUUUUCAAAAUCAAAUUUUCACUGUAUUAUUCCUACAUUUAUAAAUGUUGAGGUUCCAUACUAAAUAUUUUGUUAGCAAUCAAAAUAUUUUAUUUACUUACUAAAUAUUUAUUUUAGAGCUAAAUAUAUAGCAUCCAAACGUUUGCUCCUAAUUAAGCAUUUAAUUUCCAAAAUAAAUAUUUAGAUCCCAGCUAAAUAUUUAUUUUGCAGCCAUUGGUGUAGGGGGAAGAGGAGAGAUGAGCGAACACAACCCUGAGGGGAACUGGUGCUGAUGGUCUGCAGAGCCACGUUGAUGGCAUCAUAUAAAGAUCUGUUGGCUUUGUAGGCAAACUGCAGGGGGUCCAGGAGGGGGCUAUGAGGGUCUUGAGGUGGGGGAGAACCAGGAGAUCAAAUAACUUCAUUUGAGAUAUUAUGGAAAAUAAAUUGUAUCUUAAAAAUAAAUUUAAAUAAAAUAUAAAAAAUAUUAAAAAGUAAAAAUUGUGUUAGUAAAUAAAUAUUUAUUUUACAAACUAAAUAUUUUUGCCCAACCUAAAUAUUUAGUUUCUUAAAUAAAUAUUUACCUCUAAAUUAAAUAUUUAUUUAGCAAACUAAAUAUUUAGGCUUGACCUAAACAUUUAGUUUAUAAAAUAUUUUCCACUCUAAAUGAAAUAUUUAGCUUGCUAAAAAAAUUGGUAGAAUAUAAUUAAUACAUUUAUGAGUAACAUGGUAAAAUAUGAUUUUAAAAGAAAAAACUCCCAUUUUUUUCUCUUUUGAAUAGCUAAAGAACCCAAAAUACUGCUGUUAAUAUGUGACUCACUUUAUAAACAGUAUCCCAUGAUCUUAAGUGUACAUAAAAUAAAAAUGUGUUUGCAUACAACAGGAACAAAGUCAAGUAAACUAUAUAAUUAAAAAUAGAAUUAGGAAAUUUCCAAAUCAGUGGCUUUCAUUCCAAACAUAGUAACAAAUUUGCUUUUAUUUUGAAAGCAAUUGUUCUUUAUCCGGUAAUUCAGCCAUUCAGCUUGUUUGAGUGAGCUGAACAGCCCAUUGGCCGAAAUAGUCGUCCAUGCAAUCAGCUGGAAAUCACCCUGCCUCCUUCAGGGCUUUUAGGGAAAUGUAGUCCUGAAGCUUCUCACAUUUGUGAAAAGGUGCCGCCCAGAGCUGUGAAAAAAACUCACAAUCCCACAAGGCCACGUUGACUGCUUAUGUGGAGUACGGAAAUCUUUGCACCAGGCUUGUUUGUUGUCAGAGGAAACAGAACUCUGCUGCAGUAGCCAAAUGGAUAUUUGCUGCCAUCUAUUAGUCCAACUUCGUAUUUUCAGGUAGUUUUAACAGAGAAAUCAAAGUAUUUACACUCAUAUUGUUGUACAUAUUACUAGUUUUUAAACCAACUUCUGCAAUGUCACAAGAUUUGUUAGUGUUGCAAUAAUGUUUCACCAAGAUCCUGCAUUGAUGAUGGUAGAGGUCUGACCGUUGCACAAAGACUUCUCCAGCACAUCCCAAAGAUUCUCUAUGUACUCUGUGGUGGCCAAUCCAUAUGUGAAGAUGAUGUCUCAUGCUCCCAGAAAUACUCUUUCAGUAUUUGAGUCAGAUGAAUCCUGUCAUUGUCAUCUUGGAAUAUCAGGGAAGAUGGAAUAACCUGGUUAUUAAAGAUUUUCAGGUAGUCAGCUGACCUCAUUCUUGGAGCACAUUCUGUUGCUGAACCUAGACCUGACCAACUGCAGCAAGCCCAGAUCAUAGCACUGCCCCUACAGGCUUGCACAGUAGGCACUAGGCAUGAUGGGGUGCAUCACUUCUGCCUCUCUUCUUACUCGACGCACCAUCCCUCUGGAACAGGAUCCAUCUGGACUCAUCAGACCAGUUAUUAAUAAUGUGUUCACAACCUUUUCUGCAAUCUCCUUAGAUGUUUUCUCUGCUUGAUUCAUGCCAAUGAUCUGACCCUUCUCACACAGACUAACAUCUUUUCUACGACCACCAGAUUUGUCUUUCCACGUGGUUGUUUAAGAAAUCCAACACUUCUACCUCACAUUUAGAAAACACUAACAUUUCAGGAAAAACUUUUUCUUUCCUCUGCUGCCUGUGGAUAAACGGAAGUGACGCCACCAACACAAACUCUGGUGAUGAUUAGAGGCGUUAGUCGAAACAUGUCAGGUAUUCGAUCCAUCAUGGCCUCCAGCACAGAACCCAGCUUGUCCAUGUGCUGCCCCGCCUCAACACACAGAGAUAAUCUGACACCAAUGAGGCCACAGGAUUGACUCGUCACAAAGCCACAGAGGGUCAGAGCCAACGUCAGAGCUCUGGAGAUCGGGAUCAGAAAUGCCGGCAACUGCAGUAAAUGAUUAAGCUCUGAGGUGAAAGACACAAGCAUCUCAUCUCAGACUUUAAAAUGAACAUGAAACAUUUUCUUUUGGCUCUGCUAUGAACGUCAGCCUGAGUGAAACUUCACAUGACGUUCCGUGUGAGGAUGGGAGGGGGAGCUUUGAUGGAUUACAUCAAAGCCCCCAGAGCCAAAUACACAAUAGUGGAAGAAGCCAUACACUUCGUCAUCCCCACACACGUGCAGUGCUCAAUGGGCUGUGGGGGCGAAGCCUGCAAGUACGACAGUCCGAGUUACUGGGGUGAAGACCAACAGGCCAUAAAAGGUCUCUACUCAUCCUGGGUAACCGACCAGCUUCUCGCCAUGUCCAGACCUUCAACAGAAAUUAUUGACAAAUAUAACAUUAUUGAUCAAUUCAGAAGGAACGGUAUCAAAACCGUGAUCAACCUGCAGUUGCCAGGAGAACAUGCAAACUGUGGGAAGCCUCUGGAGCCAGACAGCGGGUUUUCAUACCGUCCAGAAGUCUUCAUGGAAAAUGACAUUUAUUUUUACAAUUUUGGCUGGAGUGACUACGGAGUGGCUAAUCUCACCAGGGUGUUGGACAUGGUGAAGGUGACAGCCUUCGCCCUGCAGGAGGGAAAGGUAGCUGUCCACUGUCACGCCGGCCUCGGCCGAACAGGUGUACUGUUAGCGUGUUUCUUGGCUUACGCCACCAGAAUGACUGCUAACCAGGCCAUUCUAUAUGUCCGUGCCAAACGGCCCAACUCUAUCCAAACCCGAGGCCAGCUGCGCUGCGUCAGACAGUUUGUUCAGUUCCUUACGCCUCUGAGAAGUGUUUUCUCCUGUGCUCGGCCUCGCUCCAACCCAGUCACCCUAUCCCAAUACCUUAACCGUCAGCGGCACAUCCUGCAUGGCAAUGAGAGAAAGGAGCUGAAGCACCUCCCUAAGAUCAUCCACCUAGUGUGCAGGUUGUUGGUGGACAUUGCUGAGAAUCGGGAGGUGAUCGAGGAAGAUAUCCUUGAAGCUCCGGAUCUUCAAGACAUAGAAUGGACUCUCAGCGUCAUUGAGAAAAUGGGACCAGAGAUAUUUGCCAAGGAACCUCGAUUACCAGGUUCUCCCACCUUACCUCGACAUUUCAAUGAGCCACCCAUCUUCUACCACCGCAAAAGUCUGAGCUACAGCGAGUCUGACCUGAGACGGCUGGGCUCGCAGCUAAACCUUCUCACACAACCUCUGACCUCUAUAUCUAUCUCUGAGGCCCUUCUCCCAGCUUCCCAGGGUUGGGACAGUAGCAGAUACUACGUCUCUCACAGCUCAACGGGCUCGCUCUGGCAAGUGAAGAAUGAAGAGAGCCAAAAAGAUGGAACAAUCGUUGUGAAGAAAGUAAAGAAAAUAACUAUCCAGCGCACUGAGUCGAUGGGAAACAGUAAAUCUGUCGAGAAGAGCAGCAUGUUGGCCAGGUGGAAGGCAGCACAGAGGGAGGAGCUGACGAUGAAUGGGAUGAAGUCUCAGAGUAAAGAGGAGGAGCAGUCCGAGGUUCCCUGCAUCACCCUGCAGUCGGAGCUGUCUCUGGAGGCCAGGAGGCUGCUGGUGGCACAAGCACUGGCAGUGGACCUGUUCACUGAUGGGGAGGAAGAACAUAAGAAAAAAGUGUUGGCCUGGCAGGCAGAGCUGAAUCUAGGAAGUGCGUGGGAAAGGCUGUGUAUGGAGCGGGAUCCCUUCAUCCUCACUGGAAUCAUGUGGUCGUGGCUGGAGCAACUUAAAGAGCCCGUCCUCUCCAUCCACGAUGCCAAAGCCCUGAACUCUGAUGGUACCGAUGCUAAAACGGUCCUUGACUCACUUAGCCAGCCUCCUAAACAGACACUAACCUGUAUACUCGACUGCAUGGCUCACAUGCAAACCAUAUCAGAGGAGAUUGAAAACGCAUUCCUGAAUCGAAUCAGCAAGGCUCUCACUUGGAUUGACAAAAAUUCAGAGGAUGGGAGGAAGGUGUACGAGUCCCUUUCCGCUGCUCUGAGGUGUGUGCUCGUGGACAUGAGAUCUGAGGCCGAGGAGGAGGAAAAACGGCCUGAAUCUCCAUUUCCUAUACAGGAAAAAUACGCUUCUGUGCCUUGAAUCGGUGUCAGUUUGUUUUGAUAAAAGCCAUGUUUGCUAG